CUUACCCCAAAAAUAUUGACGACCAUUUCUCUGGCCAGUUUGGGUUCAUCAUGUUUCUUUGAAAUACUACUUUGUACGCUUGUACAGUUAAGGUAGGGGCCAGGGUAAUACAUCUAAUGUUGUGGAUCUAACUACAGGUAGUAACAUAUCAUGUGUUGAGAAAAAGUAUUAUAUUAUGUAUAAUAGAUGGAGUCAGCAGAGUGGUGUGAGACCGUUUUUGUGAUUGGUAGAAGAACAAAUGCUGGAACUUUUGACAAUGGGAAUUGCAAAGUGUUUGAUAAAAAUGGAUAUCGUUGGAUUGUUGAUCAACAGUUUUACAAAAAAUUAGAACUACCUGAAGAUCCGUGUAAAUGGGAUCAGAUGCAAGUUUGUACUUGGAUGAAAUGGGCUAAAAUUGAAUACAACUUAACUAAUUUAAAUAUCACUGAAUUAACAAUAAAUGGGAAACAGUUAACUUCAGACAAUUUUUGUUGGGAUAUUACUGGUUUAGAAGAUAAGUCAUCAAAUGAUGAUUUUUGGACACACGUUUGUCUACUCAAAACUAUGCACAAAGUAUAUAUUAAACAAAAUGAUGAAGGAUGUAUCAAUAUACAGACACUUCUAAACUAUAAAAAUAAAAUGUAUUCAAAUUCGGAUUUUAAUCAUGAUGUAGAAAUUUGGCAAUUUUUACUACAUUUAUUAACAGACAGUGAAUAUCAAAAUGUGAUUGAAUGGAUUGAUAAUGAAGGAACAUUCAAAAUAAUAAAACCAAGUACUGUUAGUAUCAUGUGGGGUUUGGUUAAAAAUAAUUGGAGAAUGGAUUACAAUAAAAUGGCUGCAGCAUUGAGAUACCAUUAUGGAAAAGGUAUUAUAGAACGAGCUAAGGGAAAACAUGUUUAUAAAUUUGCUGGUGAUAUAAAAUCUAUGAUUGGUCAUAAUCCCUUGGAUAUGAAGAGUAUGUUUCAACAAGAAUCUAAUUAAGCACUACACAAUAUAUGCGAAUAGCGAUAAAGAUUUUUAUAUGGGCUUCAACUUGAAAGUAUGAUUGGAUGUACGUUUAAGAAGUAACUA
Molecule: messenger RNA, 1050 nt
Organism: Myzus persicae (green peach aphid)
Lineage: Eukaryota; Metazoa; Arthropoda; Insecta; Hemiptera; Aphididae
Product: DNA-binding protein Ets97D-like
Exons: 5
Coding region: 187-960 (257 amino acids)
Biological process (GO): regulation of transcription by RNA polymerase II; cell differentiation
Cellular component (GO): nucleus
Molecular function (GO): DNA-binding transcription factor activity, RNA polymerase II-specific; sequence-specific DNA binding
Source: RefSeq, a predicted model, not a curated record